Molecule: messenger RNA, 330 nt
Organism: Phaethon lepturus (White-tailed tropicbird)
Lineage: Eukaryota; Metazoa; Chordata; Aves; Phaethontiformes; Phaethontidae
Exons: 2
Source: RefSeq, a predicted model, not a curated record
GCAUUAUCGGAAGCGCUCUGCGUCACGUGGACGGUCUGGUAGCCGUUCUAGAAGUCGUUCUCCAUCUGACAAAAGGGGAAAACGUGGAGAAGACAGGCGCUCUAGAAGUAGAGAUCGAGAACGUAGACGUGAGAGGUCACGCAGUAGGGACAAGAGAAGGUCUCGAUCGCGUGACAGAAAGCGUCAAAGACGUUCAAGAAGUAGAGAAAGGGAACGGAGCCGAGAGAGAAGAAGAUCCCGGAGCCGAGAGAGGAGGCGCUCUAGAAGCAGAAGUAGAGGUAGACGGUCUCGAUCCUCCAGUCCAAGCAAGAACAGGAAAACGGAAAACAG